AUUAGCACCAUUUUGUUUUGAAAGGGAGAGGAGACACAACUGGACGACGUAAUAGUCUAGUCUUUUGGCAGAAACUCUUCAUUCACCUCAAUCUUUCUGAUAUUCAAUAUACCCGUAGAGUAACAGCAACGAAAGAAACGUUUUCAUUGUGUUACUGGCGUUUUCUGGCAACAGUUUUGAGCAGAAAUCGACGCUACGUCUACAUUAGCCCAGAAAGGCUGGCGAGCAAAUUCUUUGGCACUCCUAUCCCUAACAGGAGACCUAGUGGGAUCGAAGCAAAAAUGAGUGCUCCUUCAACUCAAAAAGUCGUGCUCAAAAGCACUACGAAGCUGUCCCUGAACGAGCGCUUCACAAACAUGCUGAAGAGCAAGCAGCCCACGGCCGUCAGCGUCAGAGCCAACCUGCAGCAGCAGCACAUGGCCAGCGCCCGCAACCGCCGCCUGGCCCAACAGAUGGAGAACAGGCCCUCGGUACAGGCCGCCCUGUCACACAAACAGAGCCUGAAACAGCGUCUGGGGAAGAGUAACAUCCAGGCGCGUCUGGGGCGGCCGGUGGGGGGCAUGAUGAUGCGCGGAGCUGUGGGGGUCCGAGGAGGAUUCGGGAUGAGGGGAGCAGCACGCGGAGGCAUGAGAGGCCGCGGAGGAAGAGGAGCCGGCAUGAGGGGAGCACUUGCAUUCAGAGGCAUGGGCCAGAUGCGUGGUCGCGGGGGCCCGGGCCGAGGAGGUCUGAGAAGGGGCAUGAGGCAGAGGGGAGGAGGAGGACCCACCAGAGGGGGCCCUCUAAUGGGCAGAGGAGGAGCACGCGGAGGAGCUGGAGGAGCCAGAGGGAAAGGUCGUGGAGGCAUGCGUGGUCGCGGUGGCUUCGUUGGGCGUGGGCGAGGAGGCCGCGGUCGGGGAGGCCGGGGUCGGGGCGGUGCUGGCCCCCAGGUGACCCGGGAGCAGCUGGACAACCAGCUGGACGCCUACAUGUCCAAGACCAAGGGACACCUGGACGCUGAGCUGGACGCGUACAUGGCCCAGGCAGACCCCGACGGUAUGGAAUAGAGACAGGGCUAAAGGGAGAGGAGGAGAGAGAGAGACGCAUCCAUAAUUUCACCAUCGUCACCCAUUCCUUCUCCAUCCCUUCUUUUUUAAUUCCUGCAUACAUUGUCCAGGCAGACCCUGACAACGUCAGAGAGAGAGAGGUGUAACAUCCAUAACGUCCCCAUUGUCGCCCCUGCCUCCCUUCCCUUGCUCCUCCCUUCAUCCCAUCAUCCCUUGUUUACAUACCUGGAGUGACCAUGCCAGAGAGAGAGAAGCAACGAUCCUUCAUACUUGCUCUUGGUGACCGGUCGACCCAGUGAUCGACUGCCCACUGUCACUGUCACUGACGACACAGCGAGUCUCUUUCCCCCCUCUCGACGAGAGCAGUGCUCCGUGCGUCCUUGCAGAUAUAAAGACUUAAUAUUAUUCAUAAUUAUUAUAGGUGAUUUUAUAUGAUCGUACCAAACAAUGAUGUAUCGGUAUCUGAAGAUGACACACAAGCACACACACGCACAUAAUGUACACGUGCAUUGCGGUGUGUGCUAAAGCAGACGUGGAUCCAAAUGCCAUAGAUUGGCGCACACACGCACAGACCGAGUUGAUGGGACUGUUCCAAAUCCAAAUGACAUGGGAUGGGAGCCCAUAUCUACCACUGGCCAGGCCAUGACGCGUGAUCUUGAAGAAAACUACACAGAUAAACUCUUUGUACGUACACUAUUGUUCUGAAUGUUAACUCUGAAAGCUAAAGGACUCUGUCUUGUGGUGUUUUUGUUUUUUGUUCUGUUUGGCGGAUACCUUUGGCCUUCCACCCUAGUGGUGUGAUGUGUGCAUCCCAUUGCUCUGCGCCCAUCAAAGCAGAUCUCCAUUUGUUUUUCUGUUUGUUUGUUUGUUUGUUUUCUUUAAUUUCAUAAUUUUUUAAUAUGUUAAUAAAACUACUGAUGUUUUGGUUCGCUGGUGUGUAGGGGGUUCAGCAAAUGUAGACUAAAGUAAUCGGUCUGUUAUCCAUCAGCUUUCUGUUUGCUUAAAGAAUAUGCAGAAUAACUUAGCAAUAAUUAAAAAAGGGAAUAUAUCAAUGAUUUGGCAUAUAAAUGCUUCUUUUGGUGUGUUUUCAGAGUGACUUUAUAAGACUUAUGUUGAAAAACUGUUUGUCUUUCCAAGUAUAUUUGGUGCAUUUUAUUUUUGUUUGUUUUUCCUAAUGAAUACAGAGAUGUUGCUGUAUGUAUCUCUUGAUUUUUUUUCCAGAGCUGAAUAGUUGGAGAUACAGAAUCUCACCCUGUGGAUUUGCGCGUGUUUUGUAAAAUGUCGCCCCUAUUGUAUGUACAGUAUAAAUGGUGGGUUGAUGAAAACAUUGCCUAGACCUUGUUGGUUUGUUUACUUCUGUGUGUUAAACCAUGGAGCACUGGGCAGAGGGAGAAACCACAGUAAACAGUGUUUAACAUGUC
This is a messenger RNA of Engraulis encrasicolus (European anchovy), 2464 nucleotides long. RefSeq names its product chromatin target of PRMT1a (gene chtopa). The transcript has 6 exons. The coding region runs from base 282 to 1043 and encodes 253 amino acids. NCBI's taxonomy places the organism in Eukaryota, Metazoa, Chordata, Actinopteri, Clupeiformes, Engraulidae. The record is from RefSeq and is a predicted model, not a curated record.